CGUACCACUAUAAAUCCCAAUCAAUAAUAGAAAACCAAACGUUACAUUCUGAAUUUUUUUAUUUUGUUGUUUUUGUUUUGAUUUGUUUUGUGAAGUAAGAAGAUUUAGAAUCUCCACACAAAUGGCUCUCCAACAACAAACACAUUUUCUCACAAAGAAGAAAAAUCAAGAACCUUCUCAAGAUUUCAUUUUCCGAUCCAAACUUCCCGAUAUCUCCAUCCCCAAUCACCUUCCUCUCACUGAUUACGUCUUUCAAAGAUUCUCCGGCGACGGAGACGGCGAUUCUACCAAAACAUGUCUCAUCGACAGUGCCACCGGACGUAUCUUCACCUACGCCGAUGUACAAACCAAUUUCCGGCGAAUCGCCGCCGGGAUCCACCGGCUCGGAAUCCGCCACCGUGACACCGUGAUGCUCCUUCUCCCGAACUCGCCGGAGUUUGCUCUGAUUUUCCUUGCCCUAGCUCACCUAGGAGCCGUUUCCACCACCGCGAAUCCGUUAUACACACAGUCAGAGAUCGAAAAACAGGCAAAAGCCUCCGCAGCGAAGAUGAUCAUCACGAAACGAUGCUACGUGAAGAAACUAACAAACCUUCAAAACAACGGCGUUUUAAUCGUUUGCUUAGACGACGAAGACGAUGACGUUGAUGGUUGCGUGCGUUUCACGGAACUGAUACAAGCGGACGAAACAGAGCUUCCUAAACCGGAGAUUUCGCCGGAGGACACCGUGUCGAUACCGUACUCCUCCGGUACGACGGGGCUACCGAAGGGAGUGAUGAUUACUCACAAGGGAUUAGUGACGAGCAUCGCUCAGAAAGUCGACGGAGAAAACCCUAAUCUCAACUUCACCGGAGAUGACGUCAUCCUCUGUUUUCUCCCGAUGUUUCACACUUACACACUCAACUCGUUGAUUUUCUCGGCGAUGAGGACCGGUGCGGCGAUCUUGAUCGUGCCGAAGUUCGAGCUGAAUCUGGUGAUGGAGCUGAUUCAGAGGUACAAAGUCACGGUGGUUCCGGUGGCUCCUCCGGUGGUUUUAGCUUUCGUUAAAUCACCGGAGACGGAGAGAUACGAUCUGAGCUCGGUGAGGAUGAUGCUUUCAGGCGCAGCUACGCUAAAGAAGGAGCCUGAAGACGCCGUGCGUCUCAAGUUCCCCAAUGCCAUAUUCGGUCAGGGUUAUGGAAUGACCGAGGCAGGAACGGUGGCUAAGUCAUUGGCAUUUGCAAAGAACCCAUUUAAAACCAAGUCCGGUGCGUGCGGGACAGUGAUCAGAAACGCAGAGAUGAAAGUGGUCGAUAUCAUAUCCGGAGUCUCCUUACCUCGUAACAAAUCUGGCGAAAUCUGUAUCCGAGGCCAUCAACUCAUGAAAGGUUAUUUGAAUGAUCCAGAGGCUACUUCGAGAACCAUAGACAAAGAUGGAUGGUUACACACAGGAGACAUUGGGUUUGUAGAUGAUGAUGAUGAGAUCUUCAUUGUUGAUCGUUUGAAAGAACUGAUCAAAUUCAAAGGCUAUCAAGUGGCACCAGCUGAGCUUGAAGCAUUGCUUAUUUCUCAUCCUUCUAUCGAGGAUGCUGCUGUUGUCCCAAUGAAAGAUGAAGUAGCUGGUGAGAUUCCUGUGGCGUUUGUAGUUCGAUCGAAAGGGUCUCGGCUAGUCGAAAAUGAUGUCAAGAGUUAUGUUAACAAAAAGGUGGUUCACUACAAGAGAAUCAAGAGGGUGUUUUUCGUAGAAACUAUACCGAAGGCAGUUUCGGGAAAGCUUUUAAGAAAGGAACUCCGAGCUAAACUGUAAACCGAGUAUUCUUUAAAGAUUCAAGAGAAUUUCGAAUGUAUGCGUAAGCUCGAACAUUGAUGCCAGUAAAAAGUAAGUAUAGAGAGAGAUUAUUAAGUAUGAUAACGUCUUAACUUAUUUACCCUCAUUGAUCUUGUUUUAGUUAGGUUAUGCUUUCUAUACCCGUAUAAUAAUGUCUCAUGGAGACUGAUUCGUGUUUUAUCGAGUGUUUGGUGGUUUCUACAAGGGCGUGGAAGGAGCUCCAUAAUCGGAAUUAUUAUCAGGCAAAAAAAGUAGUUGCAAUUUUCAAAAAAAAAAAAAAACUAUACAUAAUGUAUAACUAGCUAAUUUCGAUACUCUAGAAUAUUCUAAAAGACAUAAAGACAUAUUCCCUAUCUGUUCUCA
Eutrema salsugineum is the source of this 2167-nucleotide messenger RNA. RefSeq names its product 4-coumarate--CoA ligase 4. The record is from RefSeq and is a predicted model, not a curated record. The transcript is spliced from 5 exons. Lineage: Eukaryota; Viridiplantae; Streptophyta; Magnoliopsida; Brassicales; Brassicaceae. The coding region runs from base 122 to 1783 and encodes 553 amino acids. Gene Ontology annotation, molecular function: 4-coumarate-CoA ligase activity.